This is a messenger RNA of Scleropages formosus (Asian bonytongue), 6077 nucleotides long. RefSeq names its product BCL-6 corepressor-like protein 1. NCBI's taxonomy places the organism in Eukaryota, Metazoa, Chordata, Actinopteri, Osteoglossiformes, Osteoglossidae. The record is from RefSeq and is a predicted model, not a curated record. Gene Ontology annotation, biological process: negative regulation of transcription by RNA polymerase II. Gene Ontology annotation, cellular component: nucleus. The transcript has 10 exons. The coding region runs from base 267 to 4685 and encodes 1472 amino acids. Gene Ontology annotation, molecular function: transcription corepressor activity; protein binding.
UGUAGGUCAGACAUGCUGGUGUAUGCGUUCGCUGGAAGAAGCAAAAAAUAUUUUAAAUUUUAAGGAUGUUCAUAAAUUAAAAUGACUGCUAAUGAACAGUGAAAUAUUUUUAGAGUAAAGCAAACCUUUAGUCCAGAAACUGCUGUACGAUUCAGAUAACACCAACUUUACCCAAGUCUGAAAAUAGGAGAGCUCUGGUCAUUUUUAGGUGGCCACAUCUAAAAUAUCCAGGCAUAUCUUGAGGAACAGAGUUACCUGAACUGGUAAUGCAUAACAUUGAGAAUAUUUAUUUCUGCAUGGAAUUUUGUUCUUUUGUUGUUAACCAGGUGAACCCCAUUCAGAUGAAUGUGGGGGAUGGAGUGGCAGUAAGCAAAGACCUUAAGAAGGAGCACAGGAUUAUGGUGGGGAAUCUUCCAUCUCAAAAAUUACCGCCAGAUCUCACUGCAGAUCUUCCACUUGACCGGAAGCAAGGCCCCACAGCAGAUCUGAAGAACCUAGUGUCUUUAAAGAGCGGUCACGUAAAAAACUGUCUCGAAGCCCCCGUCACUUUCUCAUAUGAUAGCACAGCCUUGUUAAGCCCUGCUCUGCAGACCACUGCUUUGCAGGAACAGACAAAGGUCUGUAAAAAUGUUGACGGUGAUGAGCUUGUGGCUCCUCUGAACCAGGAUCCUACAGACCCUACCAAAAAAACACAUACGCAGCCUCAGACUGUAAUAAAUCUUCCCCCUGGUGUUCAGUGCUCUUCACAUUUUAAAGCGGGUCAGCCUAUAGCAUUUCUUGUCCCUUCUAACUCUGAGUCUCCUGUGGGAAAAAUCGCUCUUCACAGUUUGGGGCAGGUUGCUGCUGUAAGUGCUGAUAGUCACAUGCAAGGCACAAGUUCCGCUAUGUCUACGCAGCUUCGAGCGUAUUCUUACCACCUCUCCAUAGGCAGAGCCCUGGCACCUGAGGCUGAGCUCCCUACUGCAACACGGAAACCCGCUUGUGGCACUUUGUCCAGCAGGAAGAGCUUCAAAGCCAGGAAAGAGCACACUUUGACCCAAGAAUCUGUGCCGUCACCCGCAGGUCCUUUCCCAUUAAAACAGUCUACACUGGACUCUGUUCCUGUGCUCCCGCUCUCGAUUUCUCCUUCCUCCCACACUUGUUCAACUCAGGCCAGCAUUAAUGCGCCGAGCAGGAUGCUGAACGAAAUGGAGAAAUGUCCCUCAACAAAUGUGCCUCAUAGUGUUGAAAAUGCAUCGCUGACGUAUGCCAGGCUGAAGUCACUGCGUAGCACCGAGGAGCAUCCCACUGUGUGCAUUGGUGAAGCAAGAGACUUGCCCCUUGAUUUGUCUUCAAAGUCAAAGCGACAGAAAACUGAAGCUGAGAAAGCAUUACUAUCAGAUCCUCACCUGGAAUCUGGGCAGAAUGAUACCAUGGCUUCAAAGAAGAUUCAUCAGACGCAGGCUAACAUUGCACCGACUGUUCCUUAUGCAAUCCUUCUAGACACCAUGAGAAAUGGUGCUCCACCAAAGAAUGGUAUUACUUUGUUGAACCACCAGGUCUUGGAACCAUCUACAUCUUAUUCCAAAAUUUCAGUAAAUGGCUCUAUAAACCUUCCCGGGACGUAUGUAGGUGUUGCUAAUCCUGUAUUAGCUUCCACACUUUGCAGCAAAGAUGGAAAAAAUUCAGCAUUUUUAGAAGACCUUCAGAGUUUAGGCAGACCUGAAACUAUAUCAAUCAUAGAUCAAGGGGAUCAACUUGUGUCAAAAGGGAAGAAAGGAUCACCUGUUAAAAGGGAUGCACAGAAAUUUCAUUCUAAGCAUUUAAGUAGUAUACAGAAAAAUGGAGAUGCAGGUCAACCCAAAGAUGUCAUUCCUAGGGUCUAUAAUAGGCAGUCUCACUGUAAAAUCGGUGCCAAAAAAGCCGUUGUUCCACAUUCUCCGAAAGUCAACCAAAUGACUCUUCUCCCUGAUCUGACAGCUUCAGUUCAAAAGAAGGCCACUGAAAGGUCACCACAACCGUGGACAAGCACUAAUACUCAAGACACCGUUCUUCAGAACUCACCCAAGAGGGUGGAGGAAAAGCAAGAAAUCUCAAAGUGGUGUUUUUCUAGUUCUAUGUCUACUGUAAAGCAAGGAAGCCCAAAAAUGUCAGGACCUGCUAGCCAGGCAUGCUGUAAUCCGAUAGCUUUAGAUCCAGAAAGGGUUUCAUCAUUACCUCCUUCACCCCUGGAAAGUCCAACAUGGCAGAAGCGGGAGCCUUCAAAUUCUUCACCUCCAACAAAGAGAGAUGUAAAGUUGAAGAGGAGCUCCCCUAGUGGGACACCAAGUGGUAUAGCCAGGAAUGAUGCAGCACUUGGAGGCAAAGCUGUUGAGGAAUGUGCAAAGCAAGAAGAUAUCACAGAAAAAAGACAUGAACCACAAAAUUCAAGACCUGUCCACAACCAGGUGCCUGGCGGCUGUUGUCAGAACAAGGGCAAGGUUAAAAGAAGAUCAUCGCUAGUCUUUGAGGCAGGGGAUUCAACGAAGGACGAGAGGCCUUUAACAGCAUGUACCUCUCCACGUGUGAAACUUGAUGGUGUUGCGUUUUCCAUACUCACGGGCAAGAGUACAGCUGUCACGCAGCUGGGAGAAGAAACAAAUGGAACAAGUGGUGUGAAAGAAGGCUGUACCACAUCAAGAGCAAUAGUCAACAAGUGCAAGAAGUCUAGGCAGAGUAAGCGUGUUAAAACACUGCAGGAUCCUUUGGGAAUAUCCAUCACAAAACAUCACAAGGAGGUCCCUGUGAUCAAGAACCAACAACAGGCAAAGAAGCUGAAGGUGCGACUUGGACCUGUUGUAGAGCCAAGUCAGCCGGGGGUCAGGGAGCGAAAGAGGCCUCUUGAGGGGAAGGGCAGCGCACCUAUGGAGGAGCUUUCUUACAGCAAAGCAGGUGAUGGGAACAGUUGCCCCGUAACCCCUUUGAAUUUGAGGGGUACGAGCGGAAGACUCAUUGGGUCCGCUGCGGAGGUCUGGUCCUCGGAGGGUGGCGCCGCUAAGCCGAAGAGGGGCAGGAGACGAGCGGAAGAAAUUGAGCGGCGCGAUCAUGGUUCUUCCACAGCCGCCCCUCUCGCCCUGCCCCCGCCGCCCCGGCGGCCAAGAGGCAGGCCGCGCUCGACCCCCCGGCCUAAUGAGGCCCAGCAGACGCCGGUUGCGGCAGGGCGACGCAGCAUGGAACACGCAGGGGUGGAGAAGAAAAGAAAACGCUGCAAGAACAGGAGAUACCAGAAUGGGGAGUACGUUAUGGAGAGGGACGUGAGCAGAGAUGAACCGAACAGAAAAUGCGUGACCACCCGGCGAGCUGCUCGAGAUGAAGCAGUCCAGAAGAUGGGAGGGAUAUACCCACGUCUUCGGACAACGCUGCCAGGUCGGUCUGCCAGUCCCGACAGCUGCUCCAGGGGGGUGCUGCUCACUCAUGCUGGGUCCUCGCGCCACUCGGACCCGAGCACCGCUGCCGAGCUCGCAGACAAACCCUCAGGGAAGAGGAAGUUCAAAAGCAAACACUUAAGCAACGAGGAGGAGGAGGAGAAGCUCAAGAACAAAAGUGGUCCUUUGGGCAAACGUUCCAGCUCCCUCAUCACUGACGUCAACAGCACCCCUCUGAAGAAGCGCUCGUCCCCGGGUUCUGUCAGCAGCCCCAAGGGGCUACCCUCUGCCACCGCCUGCCGGAGAGGCAUCACCAGGAGGAGGGGGGCUGCAGAGUCCGCUCUCAGCAGGCCUGUUCCACCAGAGGUGCGCCGGUUAAUAGUGAAUAAGAAUGCUGGGGAGACCCUCCUUCAGAGAGCCGCCAGAUUGGGCUACCAGGAGGUGGUUCAAUACUGCCUCGAGAGGGACGUGCGGGAGGUGAAUCGCCGAGACAAUGCAGGUUACACGGCCCUCCACGAGGCCAGUGCCCAAGGCUGGGCUGCCAUCGUGAGGUUGCUCCUGGAUCACGGGGCUGACGUCAACUGUAGCGCACAGGAUGGCACACGGCCGAUCCACGAUGCUGUGGCCAACGAUAAUAUGACCGUGGUGUGGAUGCUGCUGAGCCACGGGGCCGAUCCAACGCUGGCCACCUACUCCGGACAGAACGCGCUUAAACUGGCCCAGAGCAGCGGCAUGAAGACCUUCCUCAUGGAAUACUGUGCAGAUCUGGACGGACGCCCUUGUGAAGAUCCCAACCUGCAGUGGGAUUUCUAUAGUAGUAUGGUACUUGAGACGGAAGAGAAGGAGUGCUGGGACUUUCUGCUUUCUCUGCCGGAGGUGAGCGAACCGGACGGCGACGCUGCGCUGGAGGAGGAGGAGACGGAUGCGGAGGACGGCUUCUCGUUUGAAUUCUCCGAGGAGCCCCACUUACCCUGCUACCACGUCCAAGUGUCCCUUUCCCAGGGCUACUGUAAUUGGUUCCUCCUGUCGGACGUCCUAAGGAGGCUGAAGACGUCGGCGCGUAUAUUCCAGGCCCGGUACCCGCACUUCGAGGUGGUGGGCAUGCCGCGCGUCGGGCUCCGCCAGCAGGUGUCCCUCAGCCAGAUCGCGCCCAUGCCGGAGGAGCUCCUGCGGGAGGGCGACGGCGACAGCGACAGCCCGGUGCAGCUUGUGCGCUGCGUCCCGGACCUGCAGAGGCUGCUGGGCUCCUCGGUGCACUGUCUCGAGAGGGAGCAGCUGUCGGUCGAUCCCUGCAGCCGGUAGCCUCCCUGACAUAUAGCUCACAGCACCUCCUGUCCCCCGCAGACACCAUCCCUCCAGGACUUGAUCAAAUGAGAAUGAGCAUCCUCAUCAACAUGGUUGGGCUUCAUAGCAUGGUGAAUGAUUCACCGUAACCAGAACCAGCAAUUUGUAUUCGUUAUUGCCACGGGAAGGGCGGUUUUGGAUGCCCUGUUGUUGUGGUUAAGGGGUGACCCUUGACAACCACGUACACAAAACUGGACACUAAUGAGUGGGAAUAAACAGUGUUUUUGAAGGCGUAACUUGCACGAACAGGGCAGUGUGACCAUCCCGAAGGGACGAUUCACAGCAGCAGCCCUCCGCUCGAAGGCCCACGUAGACACUAUGGGUGAGGGAAGUCAGAACUCAGCUAUCAGGUUUCACGCGAUCUCUUUCGCUCUGUAUUUUUCAACCAUUUCAAUGCCUGGUAAAUGUUUUAAGCCUUUUUUAUAUGCACAUAAGAAUCUAUUUAUUCAGGUCUACCUAACUGAACUUUUUUGCAUUAAGGUGAAGGGUGAGCUUUUGUUUUCUCGGUGUUUUGUUUCAAGAGAUGUUUUUAAAUGGUCUGAGAAACGUUUUUGCGUCAAUGAACUCUGCUGUACAGUUGGGAGAUCGUACGCUUAGGGGGAAAGCUCCGAUUCGACUGCUUUCGGUGCUUUCGCUGAGAUGCUGCGGACUCCUCAUCCACCACAGACCCAGUACUUCUGGUUCCACGCAGAGACCUGUCACAUGUCUGUCUGUCCGUCUGUCCGUCCGUCUGUCUGCGUGUCAGUGUCUGUGAUUUUCUGUUAAGAACUUCUUAACUCUUCCAUUCCAAUAGCACUCAGUAUUGCUUCUCUUUUCAAAGCUGGAUUCCUAAAAAAAAAAAAAAAAAAAAACCCUUAAAUUCGCCCGUAACCCCUGCAGCGUGCCAUUACUGACCGAUUCAAUCUGAAGUUGAAAACCUGAUUUUUCUUUUUCUUUUUCAGCAACCAUCCUGUUUCAUUUCACGUCUCCCAGUCAAGCUGUCCACCUUUAAACAAAGUCAAGACUGUCAAUUAAGUUCAGCUUUUUCGCGUGACGGUGCAUUCUCAAACCGUCUGCACGUCCGUUCUGCGUCUCCUAAUGUCGGCUUCCUACCUUACAUACGUGGUUGGUUGACCCUCGCAUUCUGCCCUCUUAUAGCUGAUUUUGUGAAAGGACAGCGUUUGUCUGGAUUCCUGCAAAGCUGCAGACUGUCUCUCGGAUGCAUACUGCAUCGACGCCAUAGGUGCAACGUGCAGAUGCUCCAGGACACCCACAGGGAGGCCGAGUCACAAUCUUUGGUUGAAACCCUCUCUUAAUAGUGUAAUUGGUCUUUAGUAUUAUGUGAUUUAUUUAUAGUGUUUUAUUUGUGCU